AUGAAUUCUGUUCUCGAUUCUUCGGAGGAGAAAACAAAUGGUACAAAACUUUUACGACUGGCAAUCGAUGGAGGCACAACCGUUCUGAGAAACUAUUUAACGCGAUCCAUCAUUCCUUCAACACUGCAAGACUUGCUCCUCAAACACAAAAGAAAGCUUGACUUCCUGAAAUCAGUUAAGAAGAUAAUUACCAAUAAUCAGUGGAAUCAGUUAUUUCCUUCUACAGGCGUUCCACCAAACCCUCAAACAUUUGACAUAACUCUCUUGCAUCUGUUAUUACGGGAAGUUUGUGGUUUGACUGCACCAGCAGAUGGAUGGCACAAAAUGCCUUCAGAAACUGAUCUCAGUGUUGAAGCUAACAUCGUCCGGAUUAAGAACUUUCGAAAUGAGCUGUGUCAUGGAAUAUCCACCAGUGUUCCUAAUGACAAAUUCCAAGACAAACUGCACAUGAUUUCCCAAUCACUGGUGGCCUUGGGACUCGAUCAAAAGGAAGUGGAUCGCCUUGCAACUGAACCUAUUGAUCAUGACACUGAACGUCGAGUAAACGAGGAAGUCGAGAAGUGGAAAAUAGAAAUUGGACCACGGGUGAACAAGCUAGAGAAUGACUAUCAGAUGAUAAAAGGGGACAUUUCUGCCAUUCAAGCUUCUAUUUCAGGGCAAGCCACAAGUAACCUUUCAAACUGUCUUCCGGAUAAAAAUAAUGUCGUUGGCCGGUCCCAAGAGUUGGAAGAAAUCACCGAUGCAAUUCGAACUGAAAGUGCAGCUGCAGUUCUUGUUACUGGGGGACCCGGGUUUGGUAAAACAGCUGUAGCAAUUGAAGUGGGUCACGAAUUAGUAUCCAAUGAGAAUGAAGAGAGGACAGUUUUGUUUUGUUCACUCAGAUCUAAAGCAGCCAUUGCUGAAGUAGCUACCUCGAUGAUCCUUCCGUGCAGUGCAAACCUCUCUCAACCAUCAGAACAUCCCCAACAUUGGCUCCGAAAUUGGAGCAAACAACAGCAAAAGAAAGUUUCUUUCAUUCUGGACAAUGCAGAUGAUGUUCUCGAAUCUGGUGAUCGAACUGCAUUUGUAACCAUUUUAAAGGACAUGAGAACUCUAUCAAACCCUAAGAUCACAUUUGUUAUCACGAGUCGAAAACUAUUUCAAUUAGACCCCAAUUUGCGAAUGGAAUGUGUGAGAUUGAGAACAUUAUCCCGUGAGCACGCACAGGAACUCCUCUUGUCCAAAGUCCUUAAUCCAGAUGUGAAACAGGGGCUCUCCAAGACAGAUAAAUUGGUUCAACUUUGUGGUUGUGUACCCCUAGCUUUAUGCAUCAUUGGUUCGUUGCUUUUAGACUAUCCUGAAGAUCAGCUCAUUGAACGCCUUGAGGAAAAGCCAUUGGAUGUCCUCAAAAUGGAUGAAAGUGAUGAAAAUUCUGUUGAAAAAGCAAUUUACACUUCUUUCAACUUUUUGAGAGAACAUGAACAAAAGGCUCUGGUACUUCUGUCAGUUUUUCCAGGUUCAUUCAGUAAUAUUGCUGCCCAAGCUGUUAUUAAGGCAGUUGAUUGUCAAGGAGAUCCUGGAUCAAUUCUCCGUUCCUUGAAAAACCGCUCUCUUAUUGAGAUACCAGCCCCAUACAGAUAUCAAAUCCAUCAAUUUAUUCAAACAUUUGCAAAGAAGAUUGAUGAAGCCUUACAGCUGCAGGGGGAAAAAGCGGCCUGCAUCCACUUUAUUUCCCACCUAGUGGACAUUGCCACGUGCUACUGGAGCAAGGACAAGUGCCAAGAGGCAAUUCACUCUUUUAACACAAACAGGCACAACUUUGAGUACUUCUUUCAGUUCUUCAUCAAAGGACAAGAAAAACAAGAUUCUCAACUGAAGAAAACUAUGGAAAACUUAGUGGAGAAGAUUUCCCAGACAUGCACAUUUUUAGAAAUGUGUAUUCUACCAAGUGAUUAUUUGAGGCACCUUAUAGAGCUUGAUCAGCUUUUGAUGUCUUACCAACAGCCUGUCACUAAAAGAGUGGAACUUCUCUGCCUCCUAGGGCAUGAGUAUAGGAAAAUCGGUAAUCAAGAUAAAUACAAGAAGUUGAUUGAAAAGGCUGCAGACCUACACUCAGAACACUCUGAAGAAUUUGACAAUGAGAAGGUGUCAGAGGCUUUCUUUUGCAAUAAUUAUGCACGGUUCCUCUCUGAUGUGAAAAACUGUUCCAAAGCUGAAGAACAAUUCAUUAAAAGUUUGGAGGUGUGUGAACAAUACAAACCAAUGGAUUUUGUACAGAAAGGCAUAAGUUUGCUUUAUGCUGGACGAAAUGACAACAGACAAAAUAAACGUGACCAGGCAGAGGCAAAGUUCAAUGCGUCAUUAAAGAUUUUUCAGGAAAAUCUUGGCUGUCACGUUACGACUGCUCUACUUCUGAAGGAAAUUGCAGAUUUUCACCUCUUCCAUGGUGAGAAGAGUCUAGGAUCAGCUACUGACCAAUGCAAAUCAAUCAAACUUUAUAAACAAGCUCUGGAAAUGAUGGAAAGUGUUGGUAUUAAAGAGCAGAAAGAAUGCAUUCUGCUACUCGCCAACUUAGGAGUGUGUUAUCAAUUACAAGGUGAGAUGGAAGGUGCAAAAAAUUCAUUUCAAGCAUCUUUAAGAAUUGCUGAACAAGAACUAACUGAGAAUCAUAGGUGGAAGAUCUAUGCAAUGACUCAAAUGGCCUUUUGGUAUAAAAAAAAUGGAAACUCAGAGAAAGCAGAAGAGUGGAAACAAAAGGCAUUGACAAUGAGAGACAUACUUCAACUGCCAGAUCAUCAACCACCAAACAAAUUUUUGCUAGACAAAAUUUGAAAUUUCAGCAGGUCACAGGCAAGCCAAUUCUAAGUGCUCAUUUAUUUGUGAAAGAAAAAUGCAGGUGGGACCAGGUGAGACCAGGAUUCAGAGAGGUGAUGAGUCCUCUUCCACUUUUUAAUUCAGCAAAUCAUUACCACUAACCAAGAGCCAGAAGCCAUAAAAGUCAAAAUUAUAGUGUCUGAGGAAACCCAAAAAGUUUUGCUCCUUGGUUUACUAUUUUUAAUUCUUUGCUGUGGAAAUGGUACUAAUUGGUUUCAAUCUAACCCAAACAUUAUUAAGGUGGCUCUGAAAAUUUACUAAUAACUGAUAUUUUAAAACCUUGCAGAAAGACAGAAAGAAGUUUUUAAUUAUUAUGAUGAUCACAAUGAAAUUGAGUGAUAAAAGAAAUUAGGAGUCAGCUGACUUGUACUUGCCUACUGGCACAUUAAGCUAAAAUUAAGUGUGUUCUUUAGAAGCUGUGUCAGUGGUACAGGGGUAUAUGAAAUAUUUCAUGAAAUAUUGAUCAAACCCUGUUGAACAGUGAUUGAGCAUUCCUCUUUAAGGAAACAAAGAAAAUUUUGGUACAGUCAAACCUCAAUUAUUCAGACCUCAAUUAUGCAGAUUUUUUAAUUAUCAGGGCUCACUUCUCUGGUCCCUUAUUUUAAUGAAUAUCAAUUAGUCACAUUCAAGAUCCUUAACAACUUUUUCCUAUGAAACAUCUACCUAACCAUUAAUGCAGCUUCAAAGAAUGAUAGAAUUAUCAAUGACCACAAGCUGAGGCAGCUUGAAACAAACUGAUUUACAUCAGCACUUUAGGGUGUCAAAAAAUUGUUUUUGUUAAAAAUGGUUAACUGUAAAUACUUUGUGAAAUUUUGGCAAUGAUGCACAAUGAUUAGGGAAUCUACUUUAAUUCUUGCUUAAUAUUGAUUAAGUGAUACCUAUUCAGCCUUAUAUUGGCUCAUUAAUAGUGACUGCCACAUUUUUUAUUAUCCAGACUUCAUGUAUUCAGCCCAGUCCUGGGAGUUCUGAUAAUCGAGAGUUGACAGUGGCAUCAAUUGAUUAAAUACAAAUCAUCACUGAUAAAGUAACCCAAGACAAUUCUCAGUUUCUUCCAGUACCACACUAAGGACUUCAUAACUAAUGUUUAAUUUACAUAGAGAUGAGCUUUAGGAAACUAAUAGACCUUAAGGGGAACAGAAAUGGCACAGUGGUGAGAGCACUUGCCUUCCACCACUGUGGCCUGGGUUUUAUUCCCAAACCACAUUCACCUCAUGUGGGUUUAGGUUGUUAUUGGUUCUCAUCUCUACUCCAAGAGUUUUUCUCCAGGCCCUCAGGGUUUCCUCCCUCCACAAAAACCAACAUUCCAAAUUCCAAUUUGAAUGGGAAACAGUCAAACCAACAGAUAGCCAACAAACACCAGUGUCAAGACAAGUCAUUAAAGAAAGAAGAGAGUUAUUGAGUGCACAGUUAAAAGGACACAAGAGUGAGAGACUGAAGAGGAAACUUCCUCUAGAGUCACAGCUUAGUAUAUCACAGGAAGAAGUUCAAAUCAAACAACAAAUGCUUCAGAGGAUGGACACUAUGGACAAAGCCUACUCCAACUCUAUGGAAAAGCUUACAUCAAGCAUGGAGAAGCUUACAGGAUCUAUUUCAGAUGGAUUUACCUUACUACAACGCAUGAUGUGCCAACCACUCAAUAACAUGAACAUGAAUCCUCAAUUUAUGAUGCCAUCUCACCAUCCACAAAUGUACCCAAGAGCACAAACAUCAGUUCAAAGCACAGAGAGCAGAUCUCACCACAAUGGACAGUUUUCAUAUACACAAGCUCUUUAUUCAGAUAAUGACACAACAUUUUAGUUGGUUGAUUAAAAGUGUAUUGGGGGCAUAUUGUUUUCAAAUUUCAGUAGAUGACAAUUCUAGUUUAUGAUGCUCAGGGUGCAGGUUGCUAUGGGUGCCCAAAGAAGAUUAUUGAACAAUUUUGCUCCAAAACACUUAAGUGUAUUACUAACAUUCACAUAUUAAGGGAACAAUUUAUUGUUGCAGUUAACCCAUAGUAAAAGUUCAUAUGUUCUUUUUAUUACGAAAUGUGCUGACAUGACAAGUUACAAUUUCAUAGAUUUCAGAGUUUCCCAAACAUUUUUGCAACUUAAAAAAUGCACUAAAAAUAUAAAGCUGUAGAAGUGUUAUAUGUUGCUAAUAACUUCUUAUUCUGAUAGUUUGUAUGAGGUCCUUUUUUAGACCAAUAAUAAACUAUUUGACCUAUGUAUCUUUCAAAACAAGUCUUCUUGAUUGA
Molecule: messenger RNA, 5086 nt
Organism: Pocillopora verrucosa
Lineage: Eukaryota; Metazoa; Cnidaria; Anthozoa; Scleractinia; Pocilloporidae
Source: RefSeq, a predicted model, not a curated record